Octopus sinensis (East Asian common octopus) is the source of this 1652-nucleotide messenger RNA. RefSeq lists its product as uncharacterized. The record is from RefSeq and is a predicted model, not a curated record. The coding region runs from base 135 to 1253 and encodes 372 amino acids. The transcript has 9 exons. NCBI's taxonomy places the organism in Eukaryota, Metazoa, Mollusca, Cephalopoda, Octopoda, Octopodidae.
GCUGGACUCUUGAAGCUACACGUAGUGACAUACAUAAUAAUAAUGAUUCUUUUUAUAUUUUGGGAAAUGGUAUUGAUUUAAAUAUUACAUUUAAAAGAAAUUCCAGAACAUCAAAUGCAUCAUUCUUUCUUGCAAUGCGAUACAAUAAAUGGUCAGAAAUAAGUUUUCUCAUUGGAGGAAGAUUUUUGUUGGAUAAAAAGGUAAAACUGAAGAAUAUGGAAAAUUCCAAAAUAUAUUCCUGUGUAGCCACUGAGUAUCCUAGGCUUAGAUGCUUGUUGACAAAUGAUUCCAUGUGGAAAAUAGAAUUAACCUAUCAACCCAUGCAAAUAUAUCGUGAAUUCAUUAUGUCUGCAUCUAUUGGAGUGAUUGGGAGUGAAAAAAACACUUCACAAACUGUAAAAUUCAGAAAGUUAGCUUACGUCCACAAACUAUCCUCUGUUAUCAAUAUUCCAUAUAAAAGCAUCAGUGAGGUGGAAAUAAAAUCCAUGUCCAUUUACCAAUCCAUUCACAUAUCCAAGAUUGUCCUAACAAAGAUGCUUACUGAUGAAGAAUAUGACUGUAUUAACAUAAAUAGGAGCAAUGCAGGGGAAACUAAUUGUAAAGUACGAAAAGGCAAGAAUUGGCUGUUGAAAGUUAUUUCUCCUGAAGCACAAGAACGAAAUUUCUCCGUAGAAAUAAUCCAAGACAUGUCUUUUUUCACUGAAGAUUUGAUGUGGAAAUAUUUCUUUUCAUAUGGAUAUAUGUAUAUCCAGUAUUUUUCCUUGAAGAGUUAUGGAAACGGAGAAAUCACAGAUAUAAAUCUCCAUUUUCAUAAUAAAUCUCUGAGAAUCAAUGAAAUAAGUCUGAUCAGCAAUUACACAGAGUAUAAAUUCAAAAGAAAUGAAGAAAGCAGUACUCACAAUUCCUCGGUGGCAAGAUUUUCUCGAAUAACAAAAGAGAAAAUUAAUUGUAAUGAAAUAUCUCUCAUCAUGAUUAUAGUUAUUGGUCUCCUUGCAGUCAUCAUAUUGUUACUGUUAGUCCUUCUUAUCAGGUCUAAGAUGCUCAGAAACAACAAAGGCAAAGGUAAUAUAUCAGGAUCUCAAGUCACUUCCUCCUCCAUGCAAAAUACCAACUCAAUUUAUAUCAACGGACCUGGACAAGAAUUACACUUCCAUAGGCAAAAAUCUGAAGAAUUUUAUGAAAGUUUAGAUUCAGAUCCAGGAAUUUCAGCAGCCGGAGAAUAUGAUAAUGUAACUUAUCUUAAGCCAAUAUAAAAAAAAAAGAAGAAAAAAAGGAAAAAACCACCUCCUCAGCCUCUUGAUAAAGCUGGUAUUGAACAACUCUGCAUGCAAAAUUUCAACCUUUUAUCUUUUUUACUUGUUUUAGCCAUAAUAUUAUGGCCAUGCUGGGGCACCACUGUGAAGAAUUUUACUCAUACAAAUGAACGCCCAGGACUUUUGAUUUUCUUUUUUAAUCCUGGUACCUAUUCUAUCAGUCUCUUUUGUUGAACUGCUACAUGAUAGCAGAUGUAAACACACCAGCACCGGUUGUCCGAUGCUGGCAGGCAACAAUCAGAACCACAAUGAUACACAUAUAUAUGUAUGUGUGUGUGUGUGCUUCUUUUUUCAAAUUUAUGGUUACGGAUGAAGCAUAAAUAUACCAUCAUCAUCAUC